Pseudovirgaria hyperparasitica is the source of this 3182-nucleotide messenger RNA. Its product is annotated as calcofluor white hypersensitive protein-like protein. Gene Ontology annotation, biological process: GPI anchor biosynthetic process; fungal-type cell wall organization. NCBI's taxonomy places the organism in Eukaryota, Fungi, Ascomycota, Dothideomycetes, Acrospermales, Acrospermaceae. The record is from RefSeq and is a predicted model, not a curated record. The transcript has 12 exons. Gene Ontology annotation, cellular component: endoplasmic reticulum. The coding region runs from base 130 to 2982 and encodes 950 amino acids.
CGCGCGAUCUCAGGAGAGACGCGACUUCAGUAUUAUCUGCCUCUUAACUACUCUCUCCACCACAUUUCUUGACAUUCCUUUGUCUUUCUCGUUUCAAUUGUAUGGGGUUCUGAUUGAGAGCAUUCCAAGAUGGCUCCGAAAUUCAAGGAGGGCGAUGUAAUCGCAUCUUUCUCAGGAAAAUGGAUUGGAUGGGCGCACACAAUAAUGGCAUAUACGGCAUUCUUUGGAGCCCUCAUUGUCGGAAUCAAACUUCACUACCACAAGAUUGUGCAAAAUGAGCACUACGGAUAUCCCCAAGAAUGGUUCCCUUCCGUCUCCGCGACAAUCGGCGACCGAUACCCCGAACGCUCUGUUUUCCAGCUCUUCAUCGCCUUGACAUCCGGUCCAAGAUUCGCUCUUUGCGCCAUGUGGUACUUCAUGACACAAAAGCCUGGCUCGAGCCUGCCCAGAUUCGUCUUCUGGACUGGCAUCUUUAGAACUAUGACUUGUGGUGGAUGGACCUACGUGACCUCUACAGAUGAUCAUGAUUGGCAUGACAUAUUCAUGAUCUCGUAUCUAGUUGCGACCCUUCCAUGGACCAUUGGGUGCAUCUUGCUCAGUCCGCAAAAUCCGACCACCAUUAAAUAUCGCAAGAUUUUUGGGUACUCAUUUUUUGGUACACUCGUUCCACUAAUCUACUUUUUCAUCCAGCACAAGGUGCACAAAGUUGCUGGAGCGUACACGAUCUAUGCCUUUUUCGAAUGGGCGUUGGUCCUUCUUGAUGUAGCUUUCGAUGCGGUGACAAUCAUUGAUUUCGAUGGUCUUGAGAUUGUGGUGAAGGAUAUUAAAGGACUUGGCCGAGGGAAAGGUAAAUAUGUUGCCGAUGCUGUGCUUGAGAAAGAGAAGAACAAGGAUGUAGGUGUCGUCUUUGGUCAGGCCUUCUCGUGGCCCGCUGCCAUUGAUGCUGCUGCCGAUGUCUACAAUGGCUAUGUCUAUUGGACCACUUUGACCUCGCUUGGUGUUUGUGUUUGGUACUUCCCCCUAUGGUACAUGGGAAUCUCCGGCUAUGAGGUUUUGGUCAUGACCACGAUCUCACCGUUUCUUCUUUCAGUCCCACCACUUCGUAGGCUCAUCGUCAAGAACCUUCGUGUCACUCAUCUUCUCGGUCUCGCCGGACUAGUUGCGUUUCUUACUCCCAAACCGACCCAUCGUCUGUUCACGGUUGGCUUCGGCGUCUGGAUGUCCACUCUGGCAUGGGCUGCAACAUUCUAUGGUGAGCGCUCUCAACCACAUCGCCUAGAGGCUCGUGUGAGCGCAUUCAGCCUCGGUCUCCUAGCUUCUAGUGUUGCCAAGUUCGCAUUCUACACGAACAAUCCCCUAUGGCCCAUCAUGCAUGCUGAAAAUGGAGGAUGGAACAAGUUUGGCCUCUUUGUUGCCGUGCUCGCAGUUCUUAGGUCGACAGGUCGACCAGCAGGGUCUGAUGUCAGCGCUCCAGGGCCAAAAAGUGGCUCAUCAGUACUAUCUGCAUUUGGCCUGGCUGGGCUCUUCUUCGCCAUGCACUCUCUCCUGUCUGAUUCUAGCACAAUGAUUCUCUGGGUUUGGGAGGGUUUCCCUGUUCAAGGACCCAUCGCCGUUCCGCAUGGAAGCUAUACCCUCUUCGCCAUGGGUGUAGGCAUCGUCGUAGGCCUUUUCUAUCCAGAUCUGAGCCGCAGCUGGACGUUCUACGGCAUCGGCUCUGUUGGUGCCGCUGUUCUCACCACAUACAGCAACUGGCUGGGUUUCUAUGGUGCCCUUGUUCUCGCUGCCUACACGAUGGCCCUGGCACCUGCACUCAUCUCGUCCGCUGUCAAGCACUCCCCAGCUACGACGUUCGGUCUAGGUUUCCUCGUUUAUAAUUUCAUGGUUCUGUUUCAUGUCUGGGUUGUGGCAUAUGCCUUCGUCCCUGGUGGACCGCUUGUUCGCGAGCGUACUGACUGGGUCAUGACGACCAUGAUGCUGUUGAUCGGUUGCGGUGUGUUCAGCGCGAACGCGUCCGGAAACUCAGUCUCUCUCAAAUCCCGCAGCAAGGCGCCCAAUCCUGCAACACGCAAGCAACGCAGCUACUACCUGUACGUCCUUCUCGCCCUCGAGCUUCUUUCUGUCUCCAUUGCAUACCUGCGUUUCCCAACAUACGACUACACACCGUAUCAUAAAGACGAAAAGCUCGUUACUGCGGGCAUCUGGACCAUUCAUUUCUCUCUGGACAAUGACAUGUGGAGCUCCGAGUACCGUAUGCGCGACGUUAUCAAGGAGCUUGAAUUGGACGUCGUUGGUCUGCUCGAGUCUGAUCUCCAGCGCAUCAUCAUGGGCAACCGAGACACCACCCAGUUCCUUGCCGAAGAUCUUGGCAUGUACGUCGACUUUGGUCCCGGUCCCAACAAGCACACAUGGGGCUCCGCGCUGCUAUCAAAAUUCCCCAUCGUCAACUCCACCCACCAUCUCCUUCCGUCGCCAGUCGGCGAACUCGCGCCCGCGAUCCACGCCACUCUCGACAUGUAUGGCGAGAUGAUCGACGUCUUCGUGUUCCACAGCGGCCAGGAAGAAGACCCGGAGGAUAGACGGCUACAGUCCGAAUACCUGGCGAAGCUCAUGCGUGAGACGCCUCGCCCAGCAAUCCUGCUCUCAUACCUUGUCACAAAGCCGCAUGAAGGCAACUACAACACGUAUGUCGGCGAGAAGAGUAGCAUGCGCGAUAUCGACCCCAGCGAUGUCGGCGACCGAUGGUGCGAGUAUAUCUUGUACAAGGGCUUCAAGCGUACUGGCUAUGCUCGCGUGAGCCGUGAUACCAUCACAGAUACAGAGAUUCAGGUUGGCAAGUUCCAGGUCGGUCAGCCCGAAGGUUCGGACACGAUCAUCCCCGAAGAGCAAGUCCCAUAUGGCAUGCGCUUCCCGACGAUGUUCAGAGGUGCCGGUGUCAGAGGACACAGAUACCACGUUUUCGAUGAGCCACGCUACUUCGCGUAGGUGGUUGAUCUUCACUCUUAAUUAUACCAUCAGUCUCGAGUCAGUGCCCGGUCGAGGCAAGUGACUGAAAAAGUUUUAAGUGUAUAAACAAUUAUAUAUAAAUGUACUGAUAGUAGGGAAGAAAUAACUCAUGCUCCACGAAGCAGGUAGCUUCUCAAACUUAAUAAAGCUUGCAGGAAAUCUUAUUAACCACAAUGAAC